UAAAAGAGGCCUCAACCUCGACCUCGACCCGACACAAAUAUCCUUCCCGUCCUCCUUUCCUCCGCCGCUGCAGUUCGAACCCAAAUGGCAGCGAUGCCGACGCCGACGCCGGCAACGUUCGAUGGCCCUGUCGUGGUGGUCGGGCCGCAGUUCUGCGCUCCCCACGUCGUCGAUCUCACCGUUACCAAGAAGGCCCUCAGCUUGACGGACAGCGACUUCGCCGUGACGGACGUCAACGGCAACGUGGUGCUUAAGGUGAAGGGCGUCUUCUUCAGCCUCCGCGAUCGGUGCGUCCUCCUUGACGCCGCGGGAAAUCCUCUCCUCACCCUGCAACAGAAGAUUUUGAGUGCGCACCGAAGAUGGCAAGUGUUCAGAGGAGAGAGCACAGAUUCGAAAGACCUGCUGUUCAGCGUCAAGAAGUCCAGGCUGCUGCAAUUUAAGACCGAGUUACAUGUGAUCAUGGCUUCCAACACCGACGAGGAGGCGUGUGAUUUCAAGAUCAAGGGGAGUUACUUUGAGAGGUCAUGCACUGUUUAUCUCGGGGAAUCCAACUCCAUCGUAGCCCAAAUGAGCCGUAAAUACACUGUGAAGAACGUGUUACUCGGAAAGGAUACGUUCGGUGUGACCGUGUACCCGAACGUGGAUUACGCCUUCGUUGCAUCGCUCAUCGUCAUUCUUGACGAAAUAAACAAAGAUAGAUCUGGGCAAGACUGAGACUUGUGUCGGGUGGUGGUAUUGGUUUAAUCCGUAAAGAUUAGACUAUCGUAAGAUUCCUAUCUUUUGAUUAAAAUAAAAAUAAAAAUAAAAUAAAAUAAAAAUUAGAUCGUGUGGUGUCUUUUGCUAUGGGCCCGCCCGUAUAAUUAAUUCUCAGAUGAGUUGACUGUAACGUAUUUUUACUCUGUUAUGAGCGCAUAUAGAAUAUCGUCUCACAUGCUUUUUUAUA
Messenger RNA from Musa acuminata AAA Group (dessert banana), 943 nucleotides. RefSeq names its product protein LURP-one-related 15-like. Bases 85 to 714 code for a protein of 209 amino acids. The record is from RefSeq and is a predicted model, not a curated record. NCBI's taxonomy places the organism in Eukaryota, Viridiplantae, Streptophyta, Magnoliopsida, Zingiberales, Musaceae. The transcript has 3 exons.